GUGCUGAGGCAUGAGGAGUUCGAGGAGGGCUGCAAAGCCAGCUGCAACGGACCUUAUGAUGGAAAAUGGAGCAAAACGAUGGUGGGCUAUGGGCCAGAAGACAACCACUUUGUUGCAGAAUUGACUUACAAUUAUGGAAUUGGAGAAUAUCGCCUGGGCAAUGAUUUUCUGGGCAUAACGCUUGUGUCCAGCCAGGCUGUGAGCAAUGCUAAGAAGAUGGGGUGGCCCAUCAGAGAAGUCACCACUGGUGUUUUUGAAACUGAAGCCCCAGGGGGAUACAAGUUCUACCUGGAAGACAAGGAACAGCUCAAACAAGAUCCUGUGCAGAAGGUGACCUUGGGUGUCUCCAAUCUCCAGAAGUCUGUUAAUUACUGGUCUAAUUUACUCGAGAUGAAAAUCUACGAGAAGGAUGAGGAAAAGCAAAGGGCUUUAUUGGGCUAUGAGGAUAACCAGUGUAAGCUGGAGCUGAAGGCUGUUGGAGGAGCAGUGGAUCAUGGGACAGCAUUUGGGCGAAUCGCAUUCUCCUGUGCAAAGGAAGAGUUGCCGAAGAUUGAAGCGCUGAUGAAAAAGGAGAAUCAGAAAAUUCUAACACCUCUGGUCAGCUUGGACACACCUGGCAAAGCCACAGUGCAAGUGGUUAUUUUGGCAGAUCCUGAUGGCCAUGAGAUCUGCUUUGUGGGAGAUGAAGCAUUUAGAGAUCUGUCCAAGGUGGACCCUAACGGUGCUAAACUGUUAGAUGAUGCCAUGGCGUCGGACAACAGUGACAAAUGGUUUGCUGCGCAGAAUAUGAAGAAGGCUGCUGCUUAG
Nestor notabilis (Kea) is the source of this 807-nucleotide messenger RNA. RefSeq names its product glyoxalase domain containing 4 (gene GLOD4). The annotation marks the transcript as partial. The record is from RefSeq and is a predicted model, not a curated record. The transcript has 8 exons. Lineage: Eukaryota; Metazoa; Chordata; Aves; Psittaciformes; Psittacidae.